GCCUGCCGAUCGCCACCACCUGUAUCUCUCCCUACUGAUCGCAGGACUCACACUCCGUAUACCUCAAAGCAAGCUCUGCACCCAGCACCUAUGACAUACCCUCAAAAGCCUUGCUAAAGGCACUCACACUCUGGAGAGAUGAAUGAAAGCCUUAAUGACAACGAAACUAGUUUCCCACUUCCCUGGAUUCAGGCAAGCGAUGUCAACGCUUCUCUGGAGCUGUCUGCUUUCUUCUCCGUUUUCACUAUCAAUCCUUGGGAUAUUAUGUUAUGUAUUUCGGGGACCAUCAUUGCUUGUGAGAAUGCCAUUGUGGUGGCCAUCAUCUUCUACACACCCAACUUAAGAACCCCGAUGUUUGUGCUUAUUGGAAGCCUGGCCACUGCAGAUCUUCUAGCUGGUUUUGGCUUAAUCCUAAACUUUGUUUUUCAAUAUGUAAUUCGGUCAGAGACUAUAAGCCUUAUUACUGUGGGGUUUCUGGUGGCUUCAUUCACUGCUUCUGUGAGUAGCCUGCUGGCCAUCACUGUUGACCGUUACCUCUCCUUGUACAAUGCACUGACUUACUCCUCAGAGAAGACCAUACUCUGGAUACAUCUGAUGCUCAUUGUCACCUGGGGGGUGUCCAUAUGUUUGGGACUCCUUCCAGUACUGGGCUGGAACUGUCUAGAUGAUGAUGCAUCAUGCAGUAUUGUGAAGCCCUUGACCAAAAGUAAUGUGACUCUCUUAUCCACCUCUUUUUUUUUCAUUUUCAUUUUAAUGCUUCACCUCUACAUCAAAAUCUGCAAAAUAGUGUGCAGGCAUGCUCAUCAGAUAGCACUGCAGCAACAUUUUUUGACAGCCUCCCACUAUGUGGCCACCAAAAAAGGAGUGUCAACUUUGGCCAUUAUCCUUGGGACUUUUGGGGCCAGCUGGCUACCUUUUGCGAUUUACUGUGUAGUUGGGGACCAUGACUAUCCUUCGGUAUAUACUUAUGCCACACUCCUACCAGCCACUUACAACUCAAUGAUCAAUCCUAUAAUUUAUGCCUAUAGAAAUCAAGAGAUACAGAGGUCCAUGUGGGUUCUGUUCUGUGGCUGCUUUCAAUCCAAAGUGUCCUUUCGCUCCAGAUCACCGAGCGAUGUCUAAAAAAGAGACAAUCUUGCUUGAAUAUAGCACUGCACAAAGUGACAAUCUAGUGAAUUAACAGUGCCUGUUAUGGUCUUGCUCGAUCUAUGUUUUGUUGGAAGAGAGAACUUUGAAACAUUAGCACUUUAAACUCGUUUGUAUCUCUGGGAAUGUCUCAAACUCACACUUCUAUGAACAAUAUGGAUGUAUAAUGAAAGUGUACAACACGUUAGUGAAGUGAAUACGGUACAUUCCAGGACUGCUUCAUCAUGGCACUUUAAUAUUAGCUGCUCAACUGCCAAAACAGUGUUGCAAUUUUUUUCACGAGGGCUGAAUGAGAUAGAAUGUUGUAUUUUUGUUGUAUGUGAUAGUAUAUUUUGUCACAAAAUGCUGAUAUGUUUUUUGUACCCAACGAAAUAAAAAUCGUUGAAAAUGUA
Messenger RNA from Spea bombifrons (plains spadefoot toad), 1538 nucleotides. RefSeq names its product G protein-coupled receptor 6 (gene GPR6). Gene Ontology annotation, molecular function: sphingosine-1-phosphate receptor activity. The transcript is spliced from 2 exons. Gene Ontology annotation, cellular component: membrane. The record is from RefSeq and is a predicted model, not a curated record. Lineage: Eukaryota; Metazoa; Chordata; Amphibia; Anura; Pelobatidae. Bases 139 to 1122 code for a protein of 327 amino acids. Gene Ontology annotation, biological process: G protein-coupled receptor signaling pathway.